CAGUCACGUGAGGCGCUAAGAUGGCGGCGUCCCAGCGACCAAGUUGGUCCGAGUCGAAGGUUGCUGGUGUUGUGCAGGAGGGAAAUAGGGAAGCACCCCAGGACAUCAAGAUGGCACUUUAUAAACAUGGUCAGCUGAUUCCUUCCCUAGGAGAUGCAAAGUUCAGAAGCCCGAUAAUCUCUGAAAUUAUAGAAAAGAAGUUUGAACAUUAUAGAAACGACAAGACUUUAAAUAUACAUGGAACUUUGGUCUUUGGAACAAGUAGUAGUUUGUCUGGCAUAAUGGCAAACUUAGUUUUCCGAAACAGUUUCAAGGUUAAAUAUGAAGCUUUGAAGACCUAUGCAUCCCUGACUACACUUCCAGUUUUGGCUACCAUCGUUUCUUACAAGCUCUUUGUAACAGAUGCUUUGCAAUCAGGUGACAUAAGCAAGGAAAGCUGUGUUCUGAGGAGCGCACUAAUUGGCAUGGCAUGCGGCGUUUCCUACCCCAGUGCUUUGGCUUUCUAUAAAAAUGGACGUUUGGCAGUUAAGUAUCAGACUGUUCCACUGCCACCAAAGGGAAGAGUUAUGCUCCAUUGGUUGCUCCUUUGUCAAACUGGGAUGAAAGCAAUGGCUAUUCCUCUGUUCUUUCAGAUAGUAAUGGGAGCUUUUACUGGCUUACAUCAUUACAAUAUAUGUGAAAAACCACGUGCAAGGCUUGUGCCUGAUGAUUAACCAAAGACUCCAUGGACUCCAUGGAAGCCGGUUCAAUGGCAUGAACUUCUUUAUAGACGGACUUUGCCACUGGUCUAAGAGGGAAAAGGAACUUUUGCCUGGCAUAUAUCAGACACUCAGUAAUUAUGAAUGUUAUAAAUGUUAA
Mus musculus (house mouse) is the source of this 858-nucleotide messenger RNA. RefSeq names its product transmembrane protein 126B (gene Tmem126b). The coding region runs from base 21 to 713 and encodes 230 amino acids. Gene Ontology annotation, cellular component: mitochondrion; mitochondrial membrane; mitochondrial complex I intermediate assembly complex. The record is from RefSeq and is marked validated. Lineage: Eukaryota; Metazoa; Chordata; Mammalia; Rodentia; Muridae. The transcript has 5 exons. Gene Ontology annotation, biological process: mitochondrial respiratory chain complex I assembly.